GCAGAUUUUCUACGCCUGAUGAUCCUAAUUGAUAAUGUUAAUGGAAUCCGUUAUCAGCAAGGAGAACACAUGCAUUUGAUAUAUUUAUUCAUAGUUCCCAUAAAAAAAUAUGGCGAGUGUGAAGUCAUACCUGAUUAAAUCUUUUUUUAAUCCCGUUCCUUUUUGUUCCGCGAAGAAAAGUGGUAGAAUAUAUUCCACGUUCAGGCAGAUCCUCCUCGUUGGACAACUUGCUUCAUUAGUGGUUUCAUCAACUGGAGAUAAAGGAAGCGUCCGUGGAAUACUAGAUGCAGUCGAUCCAAACGCUCUAAAUAUUGAUACCGAUUACGUGGGACCAAAAUUAGAUAAUGUCACACUAACAUUCAUGAAAAAUUUAAUACAAUUCUACAACAAAACUCUUUAUGAAGACAAAAAUAAUAUUUUGCACCAAAAAUUCGUUUUAAUGAUACUGAAACAAACUCGGGACCACUUCAAGACGCAACCUUCUCUGCAAGAGGUGGAAUUAAAACCUGCAGAAAAAAUUACUGUUUGCGGAAACAUCCACGGGAAACUGGAAGAUCUGUUACAUAUAUUUGACAUCAACGGAUUUCCAUCUCCAAGCAAUCGGUAUUUGUUCAACGGAGGUUUCAUCAACAGACGACCAGAAUCCAUAGAAUGUGCCCUGAUACUUUUUGGUUUCGCUUUGCUUUAUCCGGACUCAUUUUUCAUUAAUCGCGGUAGUCAUGAAGAUUUUCAUCAAAGUCAAGGAAAAGGUUCUUUGACGGAAGAAUCGGAUAGGAAGUAUCCCGGAAACUCAGUUGAGGUAUUGCAUGGUUUCUGGGAAGUCUUUCGAUGGCUACCCCUUGCGCUUAUCAUUCGAGGCAACGUUCUUAAAAAAGUAGAUAGCUCUUGGAGUGGCACAAAUUUGAUUCGACCCAUUAUCUGGGGUCGGAAAAUGUAUAAUCGUUUCACAGGUCAGCGGAAAAUUGGGGCUUAUGCUCCAUCCCAUGGAAGAAUUUUGGUGGUUCAUGCAGGACUCUUCUCAAAACCAGGCGUAACUUUAGAUGAUAUUCAGCGUAUUGAGCGGGGUUGUGAUCCUGAAGACUCAGCGCUAAUGUUCGAUAUGCUUUGGUCAAAUCCUGGUGAGAAAGAUGGACGCCAUCAAAACAUACCAGGAUUUGGUUCUAUUCAGUUUGGACCUGAUAUUUCUGAAUCUUUUUGCACUAGGAAUAAAAUUGACUACAUCAUACGAUCACAUGCUCCAGUGCCUAUGGGUUACCAUGUCGAACACAAUGGCCGUGUCGUUACAAUUUUUUCCACCACGGAUUGCCAUCGUGACAACAGAGGAGCGAUAGCAGUGGUUAAGGCUCCUGAAUUGAAACCAGUGUUUACAGUCUUCGCCUUUAAGUAUGAUUAUAAGGAGGCAAGGUGUUUAUGGUUGGGAGAAAAAAAUAUAUCGGUCGAAAAAUAUAAUACGAUUGGAGUUGAACAGACAGAAGGGAGUCCUCUUGGCUGAGGGAGUUCUCGAAGGGUUCUGUUGGGAAAAUGUUGUUACAUACUAGUCUGUUAUGGACGUAUAUCUUCAUAAUUGAUUUUUUGUGAUCAGAGCCAAUCGGGCUUAUCGAUGAAAAUACAAAUAAGAGAGUCGUACAAUUCAUAUUUCGCUGAUCGCUAAUGAUCGCUAAUUCAUAUUUUUGUGGUUAUAAGGUUGAUCGACACGCCUAAUUUUUACGUCCAAUACUAACCGCGAUUAUUUUAAUUAUUGCACAAAUUCUUGCUCGGAAUGCAAUCAAUGCAAAUCUUAUACCCCGCUGAUUGAUAAGAUUAAGAUGGAAGAAACAAUAGUAUAAACGCUGACACAAAGAAUUCCUAACUAUUACCCAACUUCGUAUUUUCAUUUAACGAAGAUAUUUGAUGUAGAAAAUUGACGUCCUAAUGGAACUCAUUAUGUUUACCACUCCUAAAGAUUUAAAACACAGAAUUUUGAUGAUACGUGCUUCUAGUUUCUUUUGAGUAGCCUCUGAAAUGAUAAAAAAGAUCCAUCAGAAAAAAUGUAACCAGAAUUCCACGAGUCAAGGUGAUUGGUAAUUUUAGUAUUUAGUACUGAGCAUUUUUUCCUCCUGUAUGAUACAGUUCUUUGACUCGCAGAUAAAACAAUAAUAUCAGCGUCGAAGUACUAAACGUGAAAUACCUCGUUGUAAAGACUUUAUUUCAGACAGAAUUCGUCAAAUCUGGCUUGAUAAACACCGAUCUCUCAUGAACUCUCAAAAUUUAGUCGUCCGAAUGAAAAUAUUGGCAUAGAGGAAAAAUUCAUUUAAAAUCUUGUCAAUUGAAAUUAUCUUCGUAGGACUUCAAUUCCAUUCAAACCAAGAUGUUGCGGAUCAAAGGGGCGUUAGAGCCUCUCAACGAAGAAAAUCAUGGCUGAUCCAAUUUCUAUUUUACUAUGUAAGUACAAUCUUUCAUUCAUAAAUGCGGCAACCUUGAACGUCUCUUUCCCUCACGUCCAAAAUAAAUGCACAUUUCCCGACGAGCCUGGAGAUUUCCCUGAGUUUCUCCUCGCACGACACCCAGGACAAAGAAAUACUUUCAGAGAGGGCAUUAGCUAUUCAUGAUCUUCAAGUCUAUUUUCUCGGCCAAGGUUGGAAUAAAUUCAGCUUCUGUUGAUAAACAAAGAGUCCCAUGCUCGUUUUAUAUUUCGACUGGACAUGAGAUCAGAGCCAACGUAGGAUCGCCGGUUAUUACCAUUACAUACAUCAAAACACCCAUCAAAAAGACCCAGAACAUUCGCAAAUGCUGUCACUGCACGGAACAGACAGUGUCGAGUUAAUUCUCACACCCUCGCACUCCGGUGGGGAAAAUUGCCAAAGGGCACGAUCGACAAUGUUUCAAAACAGUUGUCGUAGUUACAUUCGCUCAACAUCUGCGCUGACAAAAAUCGUUCAAUUCACAUUUUUUGUGACUAAUCAGAUAAUUUUUCUCGCAGAGAGACAGGCUCGAAGACAGAGCCUCACAAUUGAUGAUGAUGUCUUGAAAUGAAUUUUAAAAAAAAUAUUCAUAUCUAAUUUAA
Bemisia tabaci is the source of this 3043-nucleotide messenger RNA. The record is from RefSeq and is a predicted model, not a curated record. Lineage: Eukaryota; Metazoa; Arthropoda; Insecta; Hemiptera; Aleyrodidae.